AUGAGCAGCCGCAAUCUUACCCGUCCUCCCUCUGAUAUCGCAGCGCGCGAGGACAAUUUCACCAUGGUUGCGGAAGAAGUCUCGCUCCCUGUUGUGGGGGAACAGAUCCCCGAGGAUGUCAUUCAAGAAUCCCGGGUCCUCAUCAUCAUGACUGGAGGCACGAUCUGUAUGCAGCCAUCGCCGUCUGGAUUUGUGCCGGCUCGAGGCUUUCAAGAGAAAUGCAUGGCGCGCCUGCCUUCGUUCAACGACGGAUCUACGCCUACCACCAUGGACGUAGUGACCAAGGCCACGGGUGAUAUCACGGCUCAUCCCAGUCUACGCACUCCACUUACCCGGUAUGGUCGUCAGGUGCGAUAUACGGUGUUCGAAUUUGAAGAACUGCUGGAUAGUAGCUCCAUCAAUGCCAAGGGUUGGGCAGAGAUCGCACAGGCGAUCUUCCAGAACUACACCCUGUUUGACGCCUUCGUGGUGCUGCACGGCACCGAUAGUCUCGCAUAUACAUGCUCCGCACUGAGCUUUAUGUUGCAGAACCUAGGAAAGCCAGUGAUUCUCACCGGGUCACAAGCACCCAUGCUCCAGCUCCAGAAUGACGCGACUGAUAACUUGCUCGGGUCUCUGGUCGUGGCCGGUCACUUCAUGAUUCCCGAGGUGUGCUUGUACUUCAACAACAGGCUGUUCCGUGGUAAUCGGUCGACGAAGGUGGCUGCGAGCGACUUUGCGGCCUUUGAUGCCCCGAAUUGCCCACCGCUGGCAGUGACCACUUCGAUGCGCACCAACGUGAACUGGGAUAUGGUGCACCGACCCACUAGCUUGGAGCACUUCCGUAUUCAAACGAAUCUGGACACGGCUCAUGUUGCGUGUCUUCGCAUCUUCCCUGGUAUCAAGCCCGAGAUGGUGGACGCUGUGCUGAAGUUGGACGGCCUCCGGGGACUUGUGCUGGAAACUUUUGGAGCUGGCAAUGCUCCAUCGGGCCAAGAUAACGCCAUGAUCAACGUUCUGGCUAGUGCCAUUCAACGCGGUAUCGUUAUCGUCAAUGUUACUCAAUGCCUUACCGGCAGCGUGAGCCCUGUCUAUGCAACAGGCAUGAGUCUGUCCCGGGCCGGGGUCGUAGCCGGUCUUGAUAUGACCACUGAGGCGGCAUUGACGAAACUGGCGUACCUGCUGGCGUUACCAGACGCCACGCCAGAAACAGUAACCAAGAACAUGUCCGUGUCCCUGCGCGGCGAGCUGACUGAAUCUACACUGCCGAUAUUCCGUCAUCCAGACGGGGCCCUGCCCGAGAGGGUGCAGACCCUCACAGUUAUGGGUUACGCCAUUGCACAGGGCGAUCUCGAGCGAGUCAAGACGAUCAUGCAGACCGAACACCACUGGCUACUCAACGAUGCCGAUUAUUCGGGAAACACGCCGAUUCACUUGGCGGCAACUUCUCCAUCCAUUGCGAUUCUCCAUUUCCUCUUAUCGCACGGAGGCUCUGUGCACUUGCGAAAUCGCAAUGGCCGCACCCCGCUCUUCCUGGCCGCCAAUGCCGGCCUCUCCGACCAUGUCCUGUUGCUCCGUCGAUCGGGUGCCCACCUGCACUCCGACGAGCGACCGGCCGCAGAGCUACUGGCCCGCCGCCGACCUGGCGUCUGGGGUCUUGCGGGGAUCGAUCCCCGUGCGAACAGCCAGCGUGAGAUCGACGAGGAUAGCCGGGACGGGCGGAGUCGGAUGACAAUGGCCGGGUCAGCGCCGUGA
Molecule: messenger RNA, 1734 nt
Organism: Penicillium macrosclerotiorum
Lineage: Eukaryota; Fungi; Ascomycota; Eurotiomycetes; Eurotiales; Aspergillaceae
Product: putative lysophospholipase
Exons: 4
Coding region: 1-1734 (577 amino acids)
Molecular function (GO): asparaginase activity; protein binding
Source: RefSeq, a predicted model, not a curated record